Messenger RNA from Heterobasidion irregulare TC 32-1, 1338 nucleotides. RefSeq lists its product as uncharacterized. NCBI's taxonomy places the organism in Eukaryota, Fungi, Basidiomycota, Agaricomycetes, Russulales, Bondarzewiaceae. Bases 1 to 1338 code for a protein of 445 amino acids. Gene Ontology annotation, molecular function: translation initiation factor activity. Gene Ontology annotation, cellular component: eukaryotic translation initiation factor 3 complex; cytoplasm. The transcript is spliced from 7 exons. The record is from RefSeq and is a predicted model, not a curated record. Gene Ontology annotation, biological process: cytoplasmic translational initiation.
AUGGCGGUAACAGACUCUGUCUCCGUCUUCGCAGAGGGCACAUUCGAGGAGCAGAUCCUAGAAUUGGCAAAUUACAUCGCGCAGAGCAAGCCAGAGUCAGAACGCGCAUCGUAUGUCCAGUUCGUGCAAGACAGUCUGCAGGUCGGGGAGGGCCAAACACCAAUAUCCGAAGACGAGGGACGUCGGAAGCAGGUUUUUUUGAAUGUCUUUGGGGAGGUGAAGGGCUUUGGGGAAGGAUCUCUCCGAGAGAUCGAAGGAUUUUUCAACUUGCUUUAUGCCCACCUCUUGACGCUAUGGCCGACGGAUUCGUCAGAAACGAAGGAAAGCGUUUCCAAUCUAUUGAAUGUUGUUACAUCCUCCCCUGCAGAAUCUAGUAUCAAAUAUCGCAUACUUUCUAACCUAUUUAAUGCCCUUCCACGAUCAUCGUCGCUGCGCCUUCCUGUCUACACCUCUAUUAUCGAGCUCGCAAGCGCCAACGACGAACUCGAAGUCCUACAGCUGUCACAAGCUGACACCGAAAAAUGGCUCCAGGAAUGGGACAUCUCAUCGAGUGAAAAGAGCGCGUUCCUGAAAGCGCUCGUCGAUGCAUUCACGACGGCUGGUCAACUAGACGUAUCGUACAAGUAUAAACUCGCCUACGUCCGCUCCCUCGAAUCCUCUUCCCCCGAUGCGCAACACGCAGCCAUCGAUCUCAUCGCCACCGCCCUCUCCUACCCCACUCUCUUCGACUUUGAUACGCUUUUCAAGCUCGACUCCGUCCUCGCCCUCAAAGACCACGAGCUCUUCCAGCUCCUGCAGGUCUUUGUCAACGGCGGGCUUGAUGAGCUCAAGGCAUGGCAAGAUGCACACGCCGAUGCCGAGAAAUUCGGCCUCGACAAUGCGCAGCUGGAACGCAAGAUGCGCCUCCUCUCACUUGCCGCACUCGGCUUCCAGAACAUUGGGCGCGAGCUCUCGUAUACCAAAAUCGCUUCCUCUCUCCAAGUCGAAGUUUCCGAUGUCGAAAAAUGGGUCAUCGACGUGAUCCGUGCAGGCCUCUUGUCCGGGAAGCUCUCCCAGACGACUCAAACGCUCCGAGUUGUCCGCGCCACCGCGCGCGCCUUCGAGCGUCCACAGUGGGAGGCCCUUGAGCAGCGCCUCACAGCAUGGCGUGCGGGACUUGAGAGUGUUCUCGAGGUCGUCGCUAGCGCCAAAAAGCGGAACACACAGGUGUUGGCUGCUGUCGCUGCCGAGGGACCGACGAACGAUGCUGAAGGCGUCGCUGCUGGUCCUGCUGCGAGCGAGGCAGCGGCGAGUGGGGACGUACCGCCGGCGCCUCAGCCACAAGUCGUUGCAGCAUAA